This is a messenger RNA of Spirometra erinaceieuropaei, 2990 nucleotides long. Lineage: Eukaryota; Metazoa; Platyhelminthes; Cestoda; Diphyllobothriidea; Diphyllobothriidae. The record is from the annotation of a GenBank genome assembly.
GAGAAUGCGCCAAAGUGUUAUCAUGGUAAGCCUCGCCACAGCAGCACACCAUGCUUUAAUUCAUGAUGUUUAAGAUGUGCGACAUUAAUAUUCCUCUUGCCUUACCCUUCAAAAUUUAUGCUGUUUUAUAUUGUUCCCACGGCCGCUUGUCGUUAACGGGCUUCCUCUUAAAAUGGCGGAGAAGUCGGGGACUGUGUGUUUACCCUGCUGGCGUUUCGUAAAGAAAGGGCACUGGGAGUCCGGUACCAAUUGCAAGAAGACAACUUAAUGUUCAUGACGGCAGUAACGCAUUUCUGGUCAAGGGUCAUUUGCCAUCACCUGUAGGGGGAGUUGGUGCUGAACUCCCUAUCCCAAUUAUCACUCGCGUUUGCGUAAUCACUUGUUGCAAAACAUCCGGUAUUGUUGCCACUGCAGUUUUGUACUUCCUACUUCGACCUCAUCUGCCGUCCAUAUCCUUCCGGGAAUCGAUCGACCAUGGAGAGGGUCGUAUCACGAUUUGCGGGCGCCAUGUUUGUAUGCUCUGUCAGCAGUGUCCCUCUGGCCGUGUAAUUAUUUCCAUGGUCAAUACCCGCGGCAUCAAAAAUGAAAUUAUAUCAAGUCGUGGUACAGUGGUUCCGCUGCCAAAGACGAGGGUUUCAUCUUCCCCACUGCCCUAGUUUAUUCUCCCACGCGCCGACGCUCAGUUGAAGAUACACCAACGGCUUGGCACGCAAGCGUGACAUCCAUGUAACAGUUCGACCCUCGUUUCCGACGAUGUCCACCGUGUGCUGCAGAACAGGGUGAGCGCAGGGACGGUGACAUGCGUGAAAUAGUUUAUAAUGAUAGUAGACUUGCGUAGCAUCUACCACACUCCUCCUCCCCCACCUGGACACGAUGUCAUGACAGAGUCGAGAAGACCGGAGGAGGGAGAGGACGCGGGUGGUUAGCGCGGGGAAAAACCCGCACCUGGGCGUACCCAGGCCCACAACGUACAACAGAUCAGGAUUUCGCACUAGAAAGAAGGAGGAGGGGCGGCUCGGAUCCCAACUGACGCGCCGCGGGUCUACGACUGGGCAUGCCGCCACACCUCCAGUGUUGGCAUUUGCUAUGGGUGCGCAUUCCCAGUAACGCUUGCCGGACCCGAUCUAAACUCUGUGUUGGUCCAGCGCAUCUACCGCGUGGCCCGUUUUAGAGGCAUGCCAUCCAUAAAUAACUCGAAACCCACUAUGGUUUACUGUACCUUACGGGGAACCACGACCCACUCUGCGGAGGUCAAAGCAAGCUAUACGCGACAAUGCAUGACAUUACGUGGUAUAGAAUCAAACUCGCGAAAUUGAACAGUGACUACCGUCGUGGCGAUGUUGGUUAUAGUUAUGUUGUAAGAUCGGUAGCGGCCUGCAUCUUCCGGCCGAUACGUGCUGCCAUGGCUAGCGAACAGCGGCUGGCGAUACUCAACUCCCCAUAGGUGAACUUUGACUAAAAAGUUAACUGCACAGCCGUGAACACAGUUAAGUACUGUGGUGCGCGAUAUCGCAUCAUUAGAUGCCAAGGACUUGUUUGUUUUGGAGGCGUCAGGAACAUAAAAGGAAAAUUUCUGACAUCGUAUUUUAUCAUUUAUGUCUGAGAAUGAGGGUUUUCGCUUCGAUCAGUCUAUUUACUUCCAUACCACAAAUUUCUACUAUGGAAACCAACUGACACGGAUCUUUCUGCCGAAGAGAGUAGUCUUUUCCUAAAUAUUCCGUUCUUAAAAUAACCUGAAGAGUCCCACUGUUGCCUACUUCGAUGUCUAGAAUACUUCAACGUAAGUCAAGUCCCACCUUUCACCAUGUCCUAAUAGAGGUUGAGAUGUGGGAGGUCAUCAUUGAACCAGAAUAAAGUACCAUGGAAUCGGUGUAUUUCUUUAACUGUAUAUUACAUCAAAUGAUGUGUUUUUUGGCCACGCACGCACAUGCUUUUGACCACUACAUUUUGCGUUGUCAACGGGCUUCCAGCAUUAAUGACAAUGGGAUACCGACAAAGACAAGGGAAACCAAAAUGGCCAUUUAUGGCUUAUCAAAAAGUCCUACCCAACCUCAGGUGUGGGUCACCUGGGAUUCGAAACAGUCCUUGAGCGUAAUACUACCAUUGAGUCGGGGACCCGUUGUCCCGUUAGUUGUGGUCGGGAAUAUUAAUUAUGACGGGGACAUUUACCGAUCAACUUCAUAAUGUUUGACAUGAAGCCGGCUAGAUAUGCCUUAUAUCUGUCUCGACCAGCUGAGCACUAGGCUAUUUUCCACUUGAACUACAUAGUACUCCUUGGCCAUUGAAUUUAGUGGUCUGUUUUGCUCUAAUUUCUCAAUAACACUUUCCUUAAUAGGAGCAAAACUGCAAUUCGAGGAGAAGACGACAAAGAUUCGAAAAUAUCGUUGUGCUGCUUUCCGCACAGCUCGUGCCUGUAGAAAGGAUGCCGAGGCCUGCACCUCCUAUAGACUCAAACAGAUGACCUCCGCGCUCCAUCUGUGCACCCUACCACAAGAGGAUCGCUGUUACUGUCACACCUGCAAUUUGCUUUUCGCGCGAUCUACCUGCUCCCAGGACCAUCAUGGACACAGUUUUGUCAGUGGCUUGGCGAAGGGCACUUUGCGUAGGCCGAGCUAUCUUCUGGAGCCCCUCCAACUGUCCUCAGGGCAUGCGGUACCCAGCUUACUUUGGGUUCACUAACUAGCAAACCGACCUAUAGCAAGUCUUUUUCUCCCUCGACUGGCUAAACUUCCUGGUGUCUGUCCUUUACGACUUGGACGUGAGGAAUGUCCUAUGCGUGGGUGCGCCCCGUUUGUUCGAUUUUUUGCGGAUUCAUACAGGAGAUAAGUACGAUUUUAACACUUUCCUACUGGAUAUCGAUACUCGCCUGGUAUGUCAACAUGCCUCUUAUCCGUCUCUCAGUCCCAGUUUUAUGCUCCCGAAGUUUUCGCGCAAUUCAACAUGCUUAAUGGCCAUUUCUUUGAAGAGGAUACUGGUCGCGCGGCUAUUUC